Molecule: messenger RNA, 985 nt
Organism: Rhizopus microsporus ATCC 52813
Lineage: Eukaryota; Fungi; Mucoromycota; Mucoromycetes; Mucorales; Rhizopodaceae
Exons: 1
Coding region: 1-924 (307 amino acids)
Molecular function (GO): protein dimerization activity
Source: RefSeq, a predicted model, not a curated record
AUGGCUCCUGCACCAAAGAAAAGAAAAAGAUCAAUGAUCGAAACUAACAAGGCGACGACAACAACAGGAACAGCACCGACAAGCAAUCCCCCUUCAACACCUACCACUACCGUUGCUUUACCUCCCCCCAUGGUACCUUAUCAUUUUAUACCUUAUCCAGUCUAUCAUCCACCGCCACAUCCCUAUUAUUUGCCCAUUCAUCCUCCCAUCUCUCCUCGUCAAUCACCUACGCUUACAUCUUCUACUUCCUCAUCUAAUCAACCACGUAUUCUGCCUAAAACACCUAAUUCAAAUGCAGCUACUAGCCCUGCAGCUGCAUUCUAUACCUACCAUCCUUACCAAAUCUCGCCACAAUUACAUCCAGGCCGUCACAACUCAAUCUCAAGCACAACUGCAGAUGAGCGAGAACAAGCCAGAAAGAUAUCUCAUAGCGCGAUUGAACGAAGACGGCGUGAACGGAUCAAUGAUAAAAUAGCUCAACUCAAACAAUUGAUCCCGUCCUGUGCCGAUCGACACAACUUACACAAAAUGACCGUCCUUCAGAGUGCGAUUGAUUAUAUAGUCUAUCUCAGAAAGGUCGUUCAAGACUUAGGCAAAGAUCCGGAUCAGUUGCCUCCAAAAAUUAAGUCAAAAGAACCAGAGCAACAGCAACAGCAAGAACAAUCUACUGAACAGCUGCCACCACCUCAAAUCGGACAUGAAGAAGAAGAGGAUGAUGAAGAAGAAGAUGACGAAGAAUCUUGGUCAACGCCAUGCUCCCCUACUAAAAAGCAACCUUCUGUGCUACCGACUCCACCUUCCACUGGGCUGAAGCCGAUGGAUUUGCUGACAAACCAUAAAAAAACACAAGAAUUACCAAGCCCACCUAGCUCUUCUUCUUCCACUGCUGAACGAAAUAUGAAUCUAGAAAACCUACUUUGUUAAUUUAAAUAUAUAUAUAUAUGUGUAUACCAUAGUAGUUAUUGGCACACAAUACAAGAUCAAU